AUGAUCGGGUUAUCUAAUGGGAUAAGGGGCUGUUGGAUAGCUAUAGGGGACUUUAAUAAUGUGAUGAACAGUAAUGAAAGAGUAGGUGGCAACCCUGUGUCACUUACUGAGAUGCAGGGAAUGAGAAGGUGUGUGGAUCUUUGUGAGCUUCAAGACCUAAAGCAGCAAGGUCUUUGGUUCACAUGGUCCAAUAAACAGGUUGGAGGAAGAAGAAUAUAUUCUAAGAUUGAUAGAGCAUUGGUCAAUGGACAGUGGAUCAUAGAAUUCCCACAUUCAUAUGUUACAGCACUGGUAGAAGGUGUCUCAGACCACUGCCCACUAGUACUGAGACUGACGGAUGCAAUUGUCAAAAGACAUAAACCGUUCAAAUACUAUAACGUGUGGAAUCAAUCGAAGGACUUCCUAAAGCUAGUAGAAGAAUCAUGGAGGGAACCAGUGGAGGGUAAAUGUAUGUUUCCAUUAGUCAGGAAACUGAAAAGACUAAAACCGGUUUUUAAAAAAUUAAAUAAGGGCCAGUUUGCUGACAUACCACAGAAGGUGGAGUUGCUUAGAAGAGAGCUGGAGACCAUUCAAGAGCAGAUUCAGGGAAAGUUGGAUGAUGAAGAUUUGAUGGAAUAUGAACUUGUUGUCUACAGAGAAUAUAUUCAGAGUAGCAAGGCAUAUGAAAGUUUCCUCCAACAGAAAGCAAAGGAGCUAUGGGGGAAGCAAGGAGAUUCGAAUAGCUCUUAUUUCCAUGCAAAGCUCAGAAUCAGAACCAUGAAGAACAGGAUCAAUUCGAUAGUAGGGGCAAAUGGUGCUGUGAUCACUGACUGGAACUUAGUCAGAGAUCAUUUCAUUGGUUGUUUUCAGCACCAACUUGGGCAAAACAGUAGCAGAGAGGUAUCACAGCUAGAGAUUUUUCAACGCGGUCAUGUCCUGAAUUGGCAACAACAAGUCCAGCUGGUGAAGCAAGUAUCCAAACUGGAAGUAAAAAAUGCCACUGGAGCAUCAAUAGCAGCAAGAGUCCAGGCUUGUACGGAUAUGGCAGUGGAUUGUACAAAGGAGCAUGGAACGUGA
Molecule: messenger RNA, 1056 nt
Organism: Oldenlandia corymbosa var. corymbosa
Lineage: Eukaryota; Viridiplantae; Streptophyta; Magnoliopsida; Gentianales; Rubiaceae
Source: the annotation of a GenBank genome assembly